Dama dama (fallow deer) is the source of this 3633-nucleotide messenger RNA. It is a transcript of the gene ZNF180, whose product is annotated as zinc finger protein 180. Gene Ontology annotation, molecular function: DNA-binding transcription repressor activity, RNA polymerase II-specific. NCBI's taxonomy places the organism in Eukaryota, Metazoa, Chordata, Mammalia, Artiodactyla, Cervidae. The coding region runs from base 85 to 2175 and encodes 696 amino acids. Gene Ontology annotation, biological process: negative regulation of transcription by RNA polymerase II. The record is from RefSeq and is a predicted model, not a curated record. The transcript is spliced from 5 exons.
GGUGGCUGGGACCUGGUAUGUGGGUGGGCGAUCUGGGACCUGCGUGGGUGGUGCUUCAGCCUCAGAUCACGGAAGUUGGUGGUGAUGCUGAGGCAACUGCAGAUCCCGGUACUGUGCUCUGCGCGCGUCCCAGGUGCGACGCAGCUCAGGAUCUCAGGCCCCUGCCUGUGCCUGGAGGAGAGCAUGGAAAAGCAGGAUGAGAAGCCCCAGGGGCCCCUGAAGGUCUGCGUGCAGGACUCUCUCCUUCCUCAGGAGAUUAUCAUCAAGGUUGAGGGAGAAGAUGCCGGGUCAUUGGCCGUCCCAUCCCAGGAGGGAGUGAACUUCAAAAUAGUGACUGUGGACUUCACUCAGGAAGAAGAAGGCACUUUGAGCUCUGCUCAGAGGACCCUGGACAGAGAUGUGAUCCUGGAAAACCACAGGGACUCUUGGGACUUGGCACCUGCACUUGGAAGAAGAGAAUCGAGAUUGAAGCAGAGCAUUUUUGAUGACAGACUAUCCCCUAGCGUGAAGAUAGAAAAGUUGACAAGAGAUGAUCCUUGGUUAUCUUCAUGUGAAGAAUUUCAAGAUUGUAAGGAGCUGUUGGAGAAGCAGCAGGAAAAACAAGAGAGACUUUUGAAGGAAGUGACAUUUACUCACAGGAAAGCCAUUACUCAUGAGAGACACUGCAAAAAUGAUAGCCCUGAGGAGAAGGCUGGUCUGAAUUCCAGUCUUCUUUCAUCACAGAUGAUGCCCAUAAGAAACCAUUUUCAUAAACAUGCUUCACAUGUUAAAAAAUUACAUUAUAAUUCUAUGGUAAACACUCAUCAGAUGAUUACUAAUAGUGAGAAACUCUGUGAACAUAAUGAAUUUGGAAACCUCCCUCAGAGUAUUCAUUUUUUUCAGUUUACAAGAACUCAAACAGAAGAUAAAUCCUAUGGAUUUAGUGACAGUAUUCAACCUUUUAACCAUGGUACACCCUUAAACAUACAUGAGAAAAUAAAUGCACAAGGAAGAUCCUUUGAUUUUCAGGAAUGUGGGCAAGUUUUGAACCACAGCAUAUCCCAUAACGAACAACAGAAAAACUCCAUUGGUGAGAGUCAGUAUAAAUGUCGUAAGACCUCCCAGAGUUCAUCCCUUGCUCAAAACAUGAGAAAUCAUUCUGAAGAGAAGCCCUUUGAAUGUAAUCAGUGUGGGAAAUCCUUCAGUUGGAGCUCUCAUCUUGUUGCCCAUCAGAGAACUCAUACAGGGGAGAAACCUUAUGAAUGUAACGAAUGUGGGAAAUCAUUCAGCCGCAGCUCUCACCUUGUUUCCCAUCAAAGAACUCAUACUGGAGAGAAACCAUAUAGAUGUAAUCAGUGUGGUAAAUCCUUUAGCCAGAGCUAUGUCCUUGUUGUGCAUCAGAGAACUCAUACUGGAGAGAAGCCUUAUGAGUGCAAUCAGUGUGGAAAGUCAUUCAGACAGAGCUACAAACUUAUUGCACAUCAAAGAACUCAUACUGGAGAGAAGCCCUAUGAAUGUAAUCAAUGUGGGAAAUCAUUUAUCCAGAGCUAUAAACUUAUUGCCCAUCAAAGAAUUCAUACUGGAGAAAAGCCCUAUGAAUGCAAUCAAUGUGGAAAGUCUUUUAGUCAAAGUUACAAACUUGUUGCCCACCAGAGAACUCACACAGGAGAAAAACCCUUUGAAUGUAAUCAGUGUGGAAAAUCCUUCAGCUGGAGCUCUCAACUUGUUGCACACCAAAGAACUCACACUGGAGAGAAACCCUACGAAUGUAAUGAGUGUGGGAAAUCUUUCAACCGCAGUUCUCACCUUGUUAUGCAUCAGAGAACUCAUACUGGAGAGAAACCCUAUGAAUGUAAUCAGUGUGGGAAGUCUUUCAGCCAGAGUUAUGUCCUUGUUGUACAUCAGAGAACUCACACUGGAGAAAAGCCCUAUGAGUGCAGUCAGUGUGGAAAAUCCUUCAGGCAGAGUUCAUGCCUUACUCAACAUCAGAGAACUCAUACUGGAGAGAAACCCUAUGAAUGUAAUCAGUGUGGAAAAACAUUCAGCUUGAGUGCUCGACUUAUUGUACAUCAAAGAACUCAUACUGGAGAGAAACCCUUUACAUGUAAUCAGUGUGGGAAAGCUUUCAUUAAUAGUUCUAAACUUAUUAGACAUCAGGCAACUCAUACAGAAGAGAAACCCUAUGGAUGUAACUAGCUUGGAAAUCUUUCAGCAGAGUAUAUCCCUUCCUCCUUGCCUCCCUCUCUCCCUCACUCUUUCCCUUUCUCCCUUUAGCCCCUCAUUCCCUUGUUCCCUCCUUCCAUUCCUCCAGGAUUACAUGUAUUGGAAAAAACAAGCAUGAAAAUAGUGUGUGGAAAAAGAGCUUUCUGUUAGCUCUCUGUUCAACUGUGUAUCUGAAAACUCUGGAGAAGAAAGAGAGAAAAAGUAUGAAUCAUGUAUUUUACUUCGCUAGUCCAUGUUUUAAAAAAAUCAAACUUGACCCUUGUUAAACAUUCCCAUGAGAGUGAUAACUCUUGGCACUUUUCCUUGCAGAAAGCACUUCGACCUGAAUUUGAGAGAAUUAUCAAAAAUGGGCAAUAUGCUGUGGAGUGAUUGCCAGUGAGAUAGACAUCUUUUCCAAUAAAGAAUAAAUGAGAGGGGACAUAUAUAUACCUAUGACUGAUUCAUGUUGAUAUAUGGCAGAAACUAACACAAUAUUGUAAAGCAAUUAUCCUACAAUUAAAAGAAUACAUAGUAAAUCUAAAGAGAAUAAAGCUGGGGCACCUAAAAAAAAAAAAGGAAUGAAAGAAUGCUAAUACUGGUUGGCUUGUUGAAAAUGUUGGGAAAUUGCUGUAGUUAUUGCAAACCACUCCAGUAUUCUUGCCUGGAGAAUUCCAUGGACAGAGGAGCCUGGUGGGCUACAGUCCAUGGGGUUGCAAAAGAGUCAGACAGGACUGAGGUGACUUAGCACACAGCACAUUAGAACUUAGACUGGAAGACAGCAUUUCAGUGUAUCAGUGUGAUUUCUCCAGCACUACUUGGUAAUUUGUUUCAUAAGCACUUUCUCUUAUCUGUAAAGAUUUUGUAAAAAAAAAAAAAAAAAAAAAAAAAAAUAGGGAAAUGGCUAUGAUGUAAACUGAAAAUUGCAGGGCAAGAGUAUAGAACAUUCAUUUCUAGAAUCAUGAAAAGAUAUAUUUGUGCUUGGAUCAGAAUCUAAAGGGAUUCUGGGUGUAUCUGUUUUAAUUUUAGAUUUAUACUUGAUCUUUUGUUUUUUGGACUGUGUGCUUUUUUAUAAUACUAAUGAAACGAUAUGAGGAAUGAUUAGUCCAAAAAUACAAAAAUACCCACCUCCUUUGACCAUUUAGGAAAGACUGGGCAGCCAGAUAGCGGAGAUCAUGCUUCUGAUCUCUCAUGCUUCUGAGAGUUCAUUUGGAUUAGCAUGAACAGGUCACUCCUUAGGACCUAGAUUCCCAGGAAUAUUCCUUAUUGACAGUAAAAUACUUCAAGCUUCUGUGGUGGCUCAGUGAUGAAUAAUCGACCCACUAAUGCAGGAGACGUGGGUUCCAUGACUAGGGAUUGAACCCCAGCCACAGCAGUCAAAGUGCCAAGUGCUAACCACUAGACUGCCAGAGAAUUCUCCAGAAUGUUUUUAAAUACGUGGAUGUUAAGGGAUAC